This is a messenger RNA of Ctenopharyngodon idella (grass carp), 5597 nucleotides long. It is a transcript of the gene rgs19, whose product is annotated as regulator of G protein signaling 19. Lineage: Eukaryota; Metazoa; Chordata; Actinopteri; Cypriniformes; Xenocyprididae. The transcript has 7 exons. The coding region runs from base 311 to 973 and encodes 220 amino acids. The record is from RefSeq and is a predicted model, not a curated record.
UCAGCGCAUGCGCAAUUCAUCCCCAGCCUGCCUCCGUAAGGGUGUCGAUUCUCAAGCUGGAACAUUGGAGGAAAAAAAAAGAUACUGUAUUUUACACACAAAACAGGCAAAAACAAACGGAUGUGCUUCAGAAAACGAAACGGCUACCGCCCUCCAGAUCAUUUUAAUGCCAAAAUUAGGAACGAAAGUCAUACAGGUUUGGAACAACAUGAGGGAGAGGUCCGCGGCCAGCGGGGGGAUGACAUGCAUGUGUCCAGGCAUUUAACAUCAUUGAGGAUUUUAAGACUAGUAGGCUGCCCUCCGCCAAGCCAUGAUGGACAUUCUGUACACAGGCCCUGUCCCGGCAGACCGCGAGUCUCCGAUGACGCGGAGCGAGACGUCCCCCAGCCGCGCCCAGCAUCCCUCCCCCACACAGAAACCCAACACCUGCUGCUUCUGCUGGUGCUGCUGCUGUAGCUGCUCAUGUCUCACUGUUAGGAGUGAAGAUGACAAGCGUGGGCGGAGGAAAGCCCAGGAGACAAAGCUGGAGCCCUUUCCAUGUGAAACUUGCCCCAAACCGACGAUGGAGGAGAUUAAACAGUGGGCGCAGUCUUUCGAUAAGCUGAUGAAGAACCCGGCAGGGCGGAACAAGUUCCGUGAGUUCCUGCGAACAGAGUACAGCGAGGAGAACAUGCUCUUCUGGCUGGCCUGCGAAGACCUGAAGAAGGAGAUCAACAAGAGUGCCAUCGAGGAGAAGACGCGAUUGAUCUAUGAAGAUUACAUCUCGAUCCUCUCGCCCAAAGAGGUAAGUCUGGACUCUCGCGUCAGGGAAGUGAUCAACAGGAGGAUGCAGGAUCCCACCCCUCACAUAUUUGAGGAUGCACAGCUGCAGAUCUACACCCUCAUGCACAGAGACUCCUACCCACGAUUCCUCAACUCCUCCGUCUACAGAUCACUGGUGCAGGGAGGGUCGCGCUCCUCGUCUGAGUCAUAGAACCCUGACCCCCUCCUCUUUCUCUCAUUCUCUCCAUCCGAUUUCUCCCCAUUUCUCUCCAUCUCACUCAUUGCACAACCACUCGAGGAGAAAGUACUCCUUUUUUUGUGUCGUCACGAAUGGAUUAUCGUUUUUGUUUUUGCUUAGUCCAUGUUCCUCUCUCAUUUUUGAGGGAAUCCCUCAUUUCUUCUGAACCUGCACAGACUGAAACUGGAAGACACAGGGUUGAAAAUGCAGUUUUCAUUUGUCCAAUCCUUUUUUUUUUUGCCCUCGUUCCAGCAUCAACUACUGAUUUUCACAGCCAUUUUUUUUUCACGCAAACAUGCUUCGCUACUUGUAUUUUCUGACGUCUCUAGUUGAAGAGAGCUGAGAGGGCCUCUGCAAUAACAUACACUGGAGUGGCCUGACCAGUCUGAUCCUCUCUCCUCACCCCGACCUGUCCACUGUCUGUGCUCUGAUUGGCUCUUUGAGGCGAGAAGAUUGGUGGCAUUGUAAAAGAGAGGGACAGCACUUUUUUCCAGGUGCUAAACAAAUAGGUACAAAAAUAUCCACACACUAUUUUGAAUGCAAAUCAAUUCUCAGGCCCAGGCGGAAUCUGCGGACCUUUCCGGAUUUUCUGCACUGAUUUUAAGGGAAAAUCUGCGGAAUGAAUUUAAAUAUGGUAAAAAAAAUAAAAAUAAAAUAAAAUUGGGGUGCAUAGUAUUUUGUAAAUGUUAUGUUUUAGAUUUCUGUGUAUACAGAUUUCGUUUGGGCCUGUUGAUUCCAAACAACAGAUAUCAACAACAUAGGAGAGAGAGAAGGACCAACAAUUUUAGAGAUAUUAAAUAAAACAAACAUGAGAGAGUUGAGAGAAUGCCAUGGUCUUAAUUAGACUGGUCACUCACAUUUUAAAAAUUAGUUUUGUAAUGUUAUUUAUUUUAUAUUUUGUUAAACUGUGACCUGAUUUGUUUUUCUUGUACAAAAAUUAAAGAAAAUCUGAAACAUAUGCGGCAUACCGAGCAAACUGUUAGUCCUGAGUGCUCAAUUGCGCUGUAUCUCUCUCUCUCUCUCUCUGUCCUCGCUGUGUUUGAGCGCAUGAAUGUUUCUGAGGUUGUAUGGUGUGAAAAUCACAAGUCUCUCUGGCGCCUCCUGUAGGCAGUUUCAGGUACUGCAGUUCUGCAAGCCGUUUCGCUUCAGUUCUGCGAGCUGUUUCUCAAUGUUCCUGCCUUUUCUUCAGUCAGAAAGGCAAAAGCAAAUGCUCUUAGUCAACAUAAAAUCAAAAAUAACUUUAUUUAACUACUUUGAUCAGUGCACGUCAGUCUUUGUAAACUUCUAAAAGCCUCUGAAACAACUUUCUAAAAUUGCCUAAAAUUAUGGCAAAAUUAAAUGUAGUAAUUUAAUCCCCAAUUUAUGUUGUUGUACUAAAAGUUGCAGCAAUAAUAGCGAAUAACGACACAUUUGAAUUUAAGCGUUACCAUUGAAAAUCAUUUUAACAUCUUGCUUUUUGCCUUAUCACGUCAUCACAGUGUUUUUCUGUCUGUUUUUCACACAAUGUACGUAAGGAGAAUAUCUCUUAUUUGUCAAGAUUGUUUGUCAGAAUAAGUAUUUUAUAGUAUUGUACAGGUACCUUUUAAAAAAAGACGCCAUUAGCUGCUGUAAAAUCCAUUUUAAAGUCCUCUCGAGCACACAUUGAUUUCACUGGUCCAGUACACUUCAUUUAUUCACAUAGUGUUACGUCUGCACUCGUGCUAAAACUCAUUUCCUUUACAGAUGCCUUCAAGAGCCUCUGAACCCACUUGAUAUUAAAAAAAUAGUAGGAAUAACGGAGAGUAACCGGUUUGAUUGAUGUUAACACUGUGAGCUGUGAUACCACUCCAUAUUUAUGGAUCACUAAAUAUUUCAUAAUGUGAAUCUGAAGCCAACCAGUACUGUGUGAGUGGGUCCACAAUAAUAAAGUUUUGUUAUAGAGUUAAUUUUUUUAUAUCAGCACUGAUCUGGAAAUCUGGUGUUCAUAUUUCCCCUAAACAUUCUCCUUCCUUAAGCAGUUCUUUUGGUUUGAGCAAAGAAGUCUUAAUAUCAGAUCUUUCAUUUCACAUUGAAAUGAGGUAAAUCAUCCACAUCCGCCUGGUACUUCCUGGUACUUUCAGGAUUUGGUUCUUUGUAAAUAUAUACGUAUAGCAAAUAAAUGUAUAUUGAAUUAAGGACUCUAAUGAUGAGAUUUCAAGAGUCGUGUGUCAAUUUAGAGGAACUUCAUGUACUGUAGUACCAAAAAAAAACAAAAAAACAUUUGAUGCCUUUAUUUUUUUUUCCCCCCAUCAGUUGUGCAUGAAGAUGUACAUUUUGGAAUAUGUGUGUAAAAUAUGUGUGUAUAUGGUUAUAUAUGUACAUGAACAUAUAUUUAGUAUUGCUCUUAUUGUCCGACAUGAUGUGACCAGUCUAACUUAAGCCAGAUAGAGUGAGUGAGUGUGUGUGUGUGUGUGUGUGUGUGUGUGUGUGCAUGUGUGAGUGUUAAAAGUUAAGUGAACUUUCUUAAGACAAUAGGAGAGAGAUGUCAAUGUCAUUGCGGCCUUUGACAGCAAACACUCAAUUACACAGGGAUAUGCACAGUUACUCAAAGCUCUUUAAAGACACGGUCAAUGAGGGAAGCUUGCUGGUGGACCUCUUAACAUUUCACAUCACUUGCACUUUGCGUUCACACUGAAAGCGAUUUAGAGGUCACUGUAAUGUACUGUAUCAGCUGAUCAAAUGAGCACCUCUGUUCACUCCUAUUGGUUGGUCCUGUUUAUUUGCAUAAUGUUAAACUGUCACUCACAUCAACUCAAAUUGCUAAAUAACAUUGAAUGUUACUUCAGAUUGCUUUGCAAAUCGCUGUCAGCGUGAACACUUUGUAACCAAUGUGAUUCAACAGAUUUAAAUGUUCCCAAAACUGAUAAGCUGAUGAAUUUCAUAUUAUGGCUGCUAUUAAAAUUCUAUACUAUUUUGUCUAAAUAAAUUUUAAAAAUAAACACUAAAAUCAAUUGGUUAAAUGCUACAAUUGAAUUUAGGCAUCACAACAUUAUAAUGUACAGUAUGAAAAAUGGAUAUUCAUUUAUGUAUAUUUGAUCAUUUAGUGCCAAAGAUUCCAUUAAUCAGUGAUAUUAAAUUAUUAGUAUUUUUAAAGAUUAAUCUACAGACAAAUAGACAUAAAUUUAAGAUUUAUGUAAUAGAAUUGCAUCUAAAAAAUUUAUCUAUUUGGAUAUUUAAUUGGGUUUUAAAAAAUCAACUUAAUGUGAUACAUAUUUGUUAGUUAUACAUAAAUGAAACAGGAAAAAUUUCUGCACUCAAAAACUCAUUUCAUAAUUUAUUGCAUCUAUUUGACUUUAUUUAAUUAAUAACAUUUUCAAAAUGCAGUUAUUCAAAUGGCUUAGAAUCUGCAUAAUCUGUUAAUUGUGAAAUAUGAACAUGGUUCAUUCAAAUGUAUCAGAUUGAAACAAACUGGAUUUAUUGAUCUGUAAAUCUGGUUAUUGCGUAUUUAAAGCACAUUGAGUUUAUUAGUACUAUUAGAGAAGUCUUACCUGUUUAAUUUAUGACUGACAAAUAUCACAUUAAAGGGAUAGUUCACCCAAUAAUGAAAAUUUUGCCAUCACUUACGCAGCCUCAAGUUGUUCCAAACCAGCAUUGAACACAAAAGAAGAAUGUUGGUAACCAGACAGUUGACGGUAGCCACUGAUUUCCAUAGUAGGAAAAAAAAAUACUAUGGAAGUCAAUGGCUUCCAUCAAUAACCAAUAUGGUACCAAUAUAUCAUGCAUAUAGAAAGAACACAAAAUGAAUGCAUCGCAACACGUGCUUUGUUAUAAGAGUGUUUGAAUUUGUUGUAUCACUCACUAGCAACUGUCCUCUUUCAACAGCUGCACAGAACAGACAGACUUUCACAAACUUGUAUUUGAGACAGGGACUGUGACCUAGAGCUGCUUAUGUUUACAUACAUUUCUUUAAGGUGCCAAAAUUAAUCUAGCCUUCUAACAGUCUCAAACAAAGGACAUUUGCGCGGAGGAGUGAGUCUGUCAGUAAGUGAUGUGUUUCCAUCAUAUGCAUUAUGUCAUCAUCAAAUGGUCUUGCCGGUCUUUGUUUCAAUAUGUUUUGGUUUUUUUGUCACCUCACAUGCUAGCCUCAAGGUCUCGCCAUCUCAUUGGCCUUCCCUCACUCUUUCUUAUGUUCUCUCCGGUCACUCUGUGAGAUUUGCAGUGCCAUGACAUACAGCAGUGAGAUCGGUCCCUGACUCAUGGACUUCUAUGGACACUUAUUUAUUGACAUUAGCAUUAUAUUUUGUAUUAAAAUAAAUCAAGUUAUGUUUUAAAGAGUAUGUUUAUGGAUUUCUGGACCAAUUUUUUUUUUUUUUUCUUUUUUUCCCCAAAGUCUGUGACCAUUACUGUGUAACCUCCCCUCGCCCUUGGGUGCCAUAGCAGGACGCCCUCUUCAGGUUGUGGUUGGGGCCGACUUGAGGUCCCUUUUAAUCCAGGCCAGCUCAUUGCCGGAGAUGAAUUAAUCAAGAACCCGUCUGUAAUAUUCCAUAACCUCUGACUUGGUUGCAGAUUUUUUUGAAUGUUUUUUAAAGAGAAGAUAUGACUAUAAUGAUAAUAAUAAAGAUGUUUGUGUUAUUAUUCA